Aegilops tauschii subsp. strangulata is the source of this 1134-nucleotide messenger RNA. RefSeq names its product large ribosomal subunit protein uL13z. Gene Ontology annotation, cellular component: mitochondrial inner membrane. NCBI's taxonomy places the organism in Eukaryota, Viridiplantae, Streptophyta, Magnoliopsida, Poales, Poaceae. Gene Ontology annotation, molecular function: transferase activity, transferring alkyl or aryl (other than methyl) groups. The record is from RefSeq and is a predicted model, not a curated record. Gene Ontology annotation, biological process: ubiquinone biosynthetic process.
ACCUCUCCUCCCUUCCUUCCGCCCGCCGCCUCCCUCUCUCUCCCCGGUGCAGAUCAACGCCGCCACCCCUCUCUAACCCUAGCUUCUCGUCGCUGGCGGCGCCGCCCUCCCUCCCUCGCCCUCUCCUCCUUCCCUCAUCACGGCUGCCUCCACCACGCCACAAACCCCGGCGACGGCCUCAUGUAGAUCCCAUCCUGCUCCGCGUCGCCGCUCUCCCGGCCAUCUCUUCGUUCCCCUACAGCCACACCUCAUCCUCCCCCCCUCCCCCGGUCCCGUCCCCAGCCCCGCCGCCCGGCGCCACCUCAUCACCUUAAGCCGCCGCAGCCCAUGCUUUCACCCGUCCUCCGCCUCCGCGGCAGCCUCCUCGUUCUACAUCGACCGGAUCCUGCUGCCCAGUAGCUUCUCGCAUCCGCUCUCGACCUCCUCCCGGGACAAGGACAAGGAGGAGAGCCUCCCGCCCGCGCCGCCGGCGUCGUGGGUGUAGAGGUGGCUCCCGGCCGGUGGGGCGGGGAAUUUCAUCAGUGUGUUUGAGGCCGAGCUCGCCGACACCGUCCCGGUGGUCAAGGCAUUCAUCGGCGGCAUGAGGAUCCUCGGGACAUUGUGCGUGGGCAACAAGAACGGCCUUCUUCUACCACACACCACCAACGACCAAGGUCGAUCACAAUAGCGGCGAUGCCGGGGGAGCUCCCUGACUUGAAAAUGCUGGCGCUCUUCGGAUGCAGAGCUGUCCUCCUCAGGGGGGCUGGUUACACGGUGAAUGAUCUUCUCGACCGCGACAUUGAUAACAAGGAGCUGGAGGAAAAGAGGAAGGAGAAGGCCAAGAUCUCCUCCGACAGGAGAAAGCAACUGGCGAAGCUCCGCAUCAAGGCCGAGAAGGCAGCCGAAGAGAAGUUAGGAUCUCAGCUGGAGAUCCUGGUCCCUAUCAAAUACUAAAGCUAUCAUGCGCCAUCAGUUUUGUGAAACCUCUGUCAUAUUUUAAGUAGUUUGGUAACUCUGAUAGUACAAUCUGGUUGGUAAACCUUUGUUAUGCAUGCAGUUCUGCGACACUCAUUUGAAAUUUUCUACAUGGUGAACUGUUUCGUUUAUCAAAUGUGUGCAUUUGGAAAUUCUAGUGAACGUCGUUUUUCUCUUUGC